AUGACCAGACUUAGAACAUUAGAAACCUGUCUGGUCAGGGUAGGUAAUAAGGAUAUGGACCUCAUACCUCAAAUGAAGCUCUAUUGAGAGAAAUGUGAGGCAGGCGAGCCCAGGAACAUGUGAAUAAUGUUAUUACUCUCUCUUACAUAAGGGGAAGAUAAUAUCAGAGCAGAUCUCUCGAACACUGUGCUCUGUUCCUGGUUUGUGACAGAAUACAAAGUUCAUUUGUAGUGCUCCAGGAAUACUUCUGUUUUUUUCUUUGUUAUAUUGCUAGAAAGGUUGAAGUAUUUUGUGCAUUUUAGAAUUCAAAGAUACUGAACUCUCUAUACUGUAUUAUAAUAUAUAAUGGAUUGAUAUGGUUAGUGUCACUUCACACUUAAAACAGCAUGUGCCUUUGAUCAAAGCCUAUAUCACAAUGUAUUGAAUAGCGUUACGCUUGUACCAGUAUUUAGGACAUUAUAUAGAGCUAAACUCUAUCACCUUGUUCUUUUAUUACACUGAGAGAAUCCCUUGUAGAGCUUUAUAAAAUGAUACGUUUGCAUCCUGGAUGCUGAUAGGUUGAUAGCCGUUAGUUAUUGAAGAUAAUCAAAUCAAAUCAAAUUGUAUUUGUCACAUGCGCCGAAUACAACAAGUGUAGACCUUACAGUGAAAUGCUUACUUACAAGCCCCUAACUAACAAUGCAGUUUUAAGAAAAAUAAGUGUUAAGUAAAAAAUAGAUAAGUAAAAAAUAAAAAUAACAAAUGCCUGUUAACAGUUCCAUUUGAAUUAUCAAUGCACAUCCACUGUCCUACAGCCCAUCCAGGCAAUUCAUAAACUUGAUCUCCACUGGAAAAAAGUAUCUAGACAUUGUUUCCCAUUGCUUGUUGCCUAGCAUUUGAUUUUCAAUAGAGCUGCAUUAUCUGUGACUCACUGCCUCUCUGUCUGGAUGUGAUGCAGGCUUUGCAGGGACACCUGGUUACCUGUCUCCUGAGGUCCUGAGGAAGGACCCAUAUGGCAAAGCUGUGGACCUGUGGGCAUGCGGUAAGCAGGACGACUUUCAGAUAUCCACCUCUUUCCUUGUUUGUUUCUGUCUACAUCUACUGUAAGUUGCUGCUGCCUAAAGAAAACAUGAUAUAGACUUCACAACUGGUGUGAUGCGUUUCCUAAUUUCUUCAUCUCAAGAUUUAUGUUAUCUAAUUUGGCCAGACUGUUGUGCUGAUACAAAACCUGCCCGCCUCAAUGUCACAGAUUAUUUAGUGCAUCAGUUUAUUUAUGGGAGUCUGUUUCAUCCAAAAGUGCAGAGAUUAGCUUUCAGUCAGAGAAGAGAAGGCAGCAGUGUGUUGAUCUGAUCUGAGCUCUCUCUCUAUGUCUAUAUACAUACAGUACCACAGGCCUCAGUACCACAGGCCUCAGUACCACAGGCCUGAGUACCACAGGCCUCAGUACCACAGGCCUCAGUACCACAGGCCUCAAUACCACAGGCCUCAGUACCACAGGCCUCAGUACCACAGGCCCCAGUCCCACAAGCGUCAUUACCACAGGCCUCAAUACCACAGGCCUCAAUACCACAGGCCUCAGUACCACAGGCCUCAGUACCACAGGCCUCAAUACCACAGGCCUCAGUACCACAGGCCUCAGUACCACAGGCAUCAGUACCACAGGCGUCAUUACCACAUGCCUCAUUACCACAGGCCUCAGUACCACAGGCCCCAGUACCACAGGCAUCAGUACCACAGGCCUCAAUACCACAGGCCUCAGUACCACAGGCCUCAAUACCACAGGCCUCAGUACCACAGGCAUCAUUACCACAGGCCCCAGUACCACAGGCCUCAGUACCACAGGCCUCAGUACCACAGGCCUCAAUAUCACAGGCCUCAAUACCACAGGCCUCAGUACCACAGGCCCCAGUACCACAGGCCUCAGUACCACAGGCCUCAGUACCACAGGCCUCAAUACCACAGGCCUCAAUACCACAGGCCCCAGUACCACAGGCCUGAGUACCACAGGCCUCAGUACCACAGGCGUCAUUACCACAGGCCUCAUUACCACAGGCCUCAGUACCACAGGCCCCAGUACCACAGGCCUCAGUACCACAUGCCUCAGUACCACAGGCCUCAAUACCACAGGCCUCAGUACCACAGGCCUCAAUACCAUAGGCCUCAGUACCACAGGCGUCAUUACCACAGGCCCCAGUACCACAGGCCUCAGUACCACAGGCCUCAGUACCACAGGCCUCAGUACCACAGGCCUCAGUACCACAGGCAUCAUUACCACAGGCCUCAGUACCACAGGCCCCAGUACCAAAGGCCUCAGUACCACAGGCCUCAGUACCACAGGCCUCAGUACCACAGGCCUCAGUACCACAGGCGUUAUUACCACAGGCCUCAGUACCACAGGCCUCAGUACCACAGGCGUCAUUACCACAGGCCUCAAUACCUCAGGCCUCAGUACCACAGGCCUCAGUACCACAGGCCUCAAUACCAUGGGCCUCUGUGUCAACAAGGUGGCAGAAUUCAUCUCCUUGGACAUCCUCUGGUCUAUUUAG
Coregonus sp. 'balchen' is the source of this 2525-nucleotide messenger RNA. NCBI's taxonomy places the organism in Eukaryota, Metazoa, Chordata, Actinopteri, Salmoniformes, Salmonidae. The record is from the annotation of a GenBank genome assembly.